AUGCUGAUCGCGACGGAGGUGGCGGAUGGCCACAAGCGCUUUGGCCUUGUUCAGUACCGGACCCGUUUCACCGCCGCCAUUGUCCUUAUUCCACUUGCACUUCUACCACCACCACCAUCGCAGCAUUCAACUGGAAUAUCUGGCAAUAUGGACGUGUCCUGGCUCCCUCCACAAGGCCAAGCUGAAGUAAAAGUCGGCCCAUCUCUGGGACGCUGGCUGAGAGCUAAGAGGGGAGAGAGUAAUCCUCCGAGGAAGACCCCUGGUCGGAACUUCCAUCUUAUGCGAUACAACUUCAAGCCCGCGUCGGUAGACCCGAUGGCGCCCGGCACUAUCGAAACCAAGAAGGGAAAUAAAGGCGCUAGCGUCUCCGUUGAGCGUGCUAGUACACAAGCAGGCGAUAAUCAUCUGUUCCAAGGGUCCGAAGAGCCGGCACAGGAAUGGGAUUGUGUUCUCAUAUAUGAUGAAGAUCAAAACAGCUGGACGUUGGAAAAGCUGGAUACAAAUAUUACAUUACAGUACGAACGACGUCUUACAGGCUCAGCCGGACGCUCGAACGCUUCUCCUGCGGCCAGCACGCCUUCGCAAGCCUCUACCUCCAAGGAGCCUGUUCAGAUAUCGAGCCUUGACGAAGAAAUAGAGCGAGAACUGCUCGGCACAGAUGUCGAUGCGGACGGUGAGGUCGAGGACGACAUAGAGAAGGUCAUCUCAGCUGCGGUAGAAGCCAGCGCCUCGAAACCACCGCCCAGGAAGGAAGAAGAAGAGGAAGAGGAGGAAGGGGAGAUUCCCCUGUCCGCUCUACUGAGCGAUCCCCCUCGGAAGGGUGUUCCACCCCCACCGAAGAAACCCGUUGUAUCCGAGCCCUCUUCAGGAAGACUCCUUCCCUCCAAACCGCCAGCGCCAAAGGCCUCCACAGCCAAAUCUACUGCUUCCAAACCCCCGCCGUCGAAACCCCCCGCUUCCAGACCACCAGAGCCAAAGCCCGCCUUAUCCAAUCCCACUCCGCCUGCUCCCACCGCAUCUCACGCACCCUCCAAACCGACGCCCAGCCCUGCUAAAGGCAAGGGCAAGCGAGAACAUCCCGUUGACUCUGCUCCAUCUCGGACCAACGAUCUCGAAGAAGAGGUUCUCGAAUUCGGUGUGCCCGCCCGGCCCACGAAGCGGGCUAAGGCAUCACCCACGGAAGGGCUCGCCCUUCCCACCUCCAAAUCUGCUCCUGCUCCGAUUUCCUUGGCACUGCCCUCUCCUUCCACAGCCCCCUCCUUACCCUCAGCACCGCCUGCUCCCGUCACCUCUAGUGUUAUGCCAGAGUACUCGGACUCUGAAGAAGAUAACGACGAUGAUUGGGAGCCGGUAUCCGCUACACCCGUCCCCCCACCGGCCCCUGCUGAAGAGGAGGGUGGUGCAGAGGACGAGGGGAACGCUGAAGAGUUGUUCGACGACCUUCUGACCGCCGAGCUAGAUGACGUACUGUCGAAUAAGGACGACGACCUAGACUCGUUCGCAGCGGAGCUCGAGGAGGCGGCGGGCUCGCCUGCGAAAGUGCCCAUGAGCUUGAAUCAGCUCGCGGGCGGGGCGCCCCUGGAUGACGACGACUACUCAUCAACGGACGAGAGCGAGGACGAUGAUUGAUUGAAGAAUGCCUGCUAUAUUAUUAGUGCUUACGGACUUGGCGCAUUGUAUUUUAGGACUGCUAGCACUGUACUAUCAUUGGA
Gloeophyllum trabeum ATCC 11539 is the source of this 1712-nucleotide messenger RNA. RefSeq lists its product as uncharacterized. The transcript has 5 exons. Gene Ontology annotation, molecular function: transcription elongation factor activity. Gene Ontology annotation, biological process: regulation of transcription elongation by RNA polymerase II; positive regulation of DNA-templated transcription. The record is from RefSeq and is a predicted model, not a curated record. NCBI's taxonomy places the organism in Eukaryota, Fungi, Basidiomycota, Agaricomycetes, Gloeophyllales, Gloeophyllaceae. The coding region runs from base 1 to 1629 and encodes 542 amino acids. Gene Ontology annotation, cellular component: super elongation complex.